Paramecium tetraurelia is the source of this 3648-nucleotide messenger RNA. RefSeq lists its product as uncharacterized. The transcript is spliced from 7 exons. Gene Ontology annotation, cellular component: SWI/SNF complex. Gene Ontology annotation, biological process: positive regulation of DNA-templated transcription. NCBI's taxonomy places the organism in Eukaryota, Ciliophora, Oligohymenophorea, Peniculida, Parameciidae. The record is from RefSeq and is a predicted model, not a curated record.
AUGUUUCCAAAGUAAAUUUAAUAUAGUCAAUCUCAAAAGACGAGUGAUUAUAGCUUAUCUAGUCAACAAUUUAACUAGCGACCUUUUCGAUAUGAUAACCAAUAAUCAAGUAAAGCACCUUGGUAGAAACUUAAGUCAAAUGAAACCGACAAUGAUCCAAUAACAAGACGUGACAGAACAGUUAAAUCAAUAACUGUCAUAUAAGAAAUAUUUAGUUGCAGCAAUUAAAAAAAACUGAUAAAAUUAGUUAGUUCAUUUCUAUAGUAAGAACAGCAAUUAACUCAGAUUGGUGAGCAAUUUGACAAAUAGCAAAUAGUUUCACUCUUCUUAAAAAUUCAUCAGAUGCAAAGUCCAUAACUUGUGUAAUUUUUACAUUUACUUUAUGAUUCUCUGUUUUCUUUAGAUUCAUCAGUUAGUUCUAAGAUUUACACAUAUCAAGAUGUUCUUAAAUAUAUGCUUCUAUCAAAUUAUGAAUAAAUAUAAGGGCAAGCAGGGUAAUUGACCAGAAUACUUGAGAUUUUAUCAGAGAUGCAGAUUCUGAAUCCUGAUUUCAUAGCAUUUGAGGAAGAGUUUCAAAUUGAUAUGGAAGAAAUUUCAAAUUCAUUUAACAAAGUCUAAUUGCGAAUCCUGUUUUUAGUAAGUUCAAUAGAUAUACUAAGAGCUUUGAAAGGUUCAGUAGCUUUGUUUGAAUAAUUAGAAUCGUUUGUGUUUUCUUAACUCAAGAGUAGUUAGAUGCCAAAUAUUAGUGAUAUGCAAACUCUUGUAUAUGCUUAUAUUCUCUUAAGUGAAUAAUUAGAUAUUGCUAAUAGACUUGGCUAUUCAAAAUAAGCAGUAGAGAUUAUAGGUAAAUCUUCAGAUUAUUCAAUUUAUGAAUUAAAAAAGAGAUUUAUUAAUAAUGCAAUGAGAUUAUCAUAAAAAUAUUUAGGAUCUUAAGUUAGCGAUUAACUAACAAGUAUGAAUAGAUCAUUCAGUCCUGGAUUCAAUAGAUAACCAACGACUCGUUUCAAUUAAUCAGAUAGUGCAUCCUAUUAAUUUCUAGUUAAUCAAUUGAAAGUGAAUUACACUUUAAAUAAUGAAGAAAACUUUUAAAUUGAUUUUAAAUGCAACAAUUUAUUGACAAGUCCCAUGAUCUAUUAAUUAAUGGAUAAGUUAGUGCCAUAAUUAGUAAAAAAAGAAAAAGUGAAUUCCAUUUUUACUGAGUAAAGUCAAAUGGAGAAAAAAAGUUAGCCACUUAUUGUAAAAAAACAAUUCUCAAUUAAAUAAUUGAAAUAAGAGAACAUGAUUUAAUCUCAAACUCAAAAUUAAGUAUCCACUCCUUCACAAAAGAAUUCAUAGCAGAUGUCUUAAACCUAAGGAUUUCAAACUUCCUAAAUCAAAUAACAAGCCAAUAUCAGUGUCAAACCAGGUUUAGAUUCUAAUGAAUUUGAAAUUCUAUAAAAUAAAUUAGGUCGUCAAUAACAAGAAUUGGAAGAAUUAAAAUAAUUGUAUAAUACUAAUAUGGCUCAAAAAAAAAAUGAACUCAAUUAAUCAAAUUAGCAAAACUAAUAAAACGAUUAACUGAAGAAAAAGAUUGAAGUUCUAGAGACUAAUUUAGUAUAAUUGAAAAAUGAAAACACCACUUAUAAAAAGGAGAAAGACUAAAAAUAAAGUGAAGUCAAUGAGUUAAGAUCCUUUAUAUAAGAUUUGCAAGAUAAAUAGCUAAAAUUAGAAAAAUCAGUUUAAUCACAAUAAUAAUAAUAUCAAUAGUAAUAAUAAUAAUUUUAAUUGUAAUUGCAAUAAUAAUAAUAACAAGCAUCACCAUAACUACCAAAUCCAAAUCCUUCAUAACAAUAUUUAAAGAAAUAACAAAGUAGCUAAUCAACCAAAGCAAAUACGUAAUUAUAGAUGAAUAUUUAAAUUCCAAAUAAUAAUGAUGACAAGAACAGACUAUUUGUGAGAGCCUAAAGUUAAAUGAGUCAUUCUCCAGGGGAAGAAUUUAAAAAUGAAAUGGAUGAUACAAGUCCUAGAAUUAUAAAAUAGAAUUAAGCCUAUUUACUUUAAUUAUUAGAUAUGUUAGAUUUGAAUACAUCUUUCACUAAAACUUAUACCAAAUUUCAUUCAAAUAAUGAAAAUAAUUCUUGGGAAAGUGAUGUAUCAAUUGUCCAUAAUUUUAAAAUAGAAGGGUUAAUAACAGAUUCAAAUGAAGGCAAAGCACUUAUGCUCAAAGCUUAUAAUCAAUAGAAUCUAUUAUGCUCAGAAUAGAUAUCGUUUGAUCUCUUAAAAAAUCUUCUUGGCUAUGUUGACUUUUAAGAUACUCUUCCAACAAAUCUACCUAACAUCAGUACAACUCACUAAUUCUUUAAAUUUUUAAUGUUACCAUAUACUGCAAUUGUACAGGAUGAAAACACUUAGCAAUAUAAAAUUUAAUUAUGGCCUAAACCUUAUGGAUUAUUGAAUGGAUUAAAUUUGAAGGUAGAUUUCUUAGAUCUUAAUUGUCUAGUCUAUGUUCAUCAUCUAGAAACUGAUCAAUUUAGAAUUAUUAUAUUUGACCCUUCAAGUUAUGAUUGUUUCAAAUUAGAUUUAGAAAUGGACUACUCUUCUAUCGACGCUUUCUUUGUAGAUGCAAAAUCAAUUAAGGAUGAAUUCAACUAUUAUUGUAAGAGUAAUUUGUUAAAAUUGACUGAAAAAACACCUAAGUUUGGAGAUGAUGAUGUUGCUGAAGCCUUAGUAGAAAGACAUUUUUCAAAAGAAAAAGUAAAAGCAGUUUAGGCUGAAAUUAAAUAAAAUUAAUCUUAUGGCCAAGAAAAUCUAGUCUUAAAAUAGCCAGUUGACUUUCUGAAAUUCAUAAAAUCAAUUGUUUAAGUCUUUGAAUAAUAGCUCAAAUAACAAUAAAUUACUUUUCCUAAUAGUUUAUUUGGUAUGAAAUAUUUCAGAUGCAAGACUUGGAAUGCUGGCACUAAAAGUUAAAUACAAAUUGUAAAAGAACAAUUAGAUCAAUAAUAAAUUUCUAUAUAUUUGGCUAAUUGUUUUGAAUCUUUUGGACCAAACAAAUCAAAACUUAAGGCUAAAGGAAGCACCCAUAUUAACUUUUCGGCUAUUCAAAGAGAAUUUGCUGUCUCCUAUGAUAAAUUAUAAAUAGAAGAAAGAGCAACUAUUUUAUAAACUAUUUUAUAUUCAUUCAACUUGAAUAUUUUUGAGAAGGUAUGUGAAUAGGAUGAAUAACAGUUUGAUAAAAACCCUAUUGUCUAAAGUGUUUAUGAUUGCGGCUCUUACCGAAGAGUCAUCGCCUUUGAUAAUGGCAAAAUUGCUUAGGUGACUAUCUAAGUAAUUGGAUCAAACAGAAGAAUGUGCGGUAUUAAAUUUUCUGUUUUCAAUGUUGAUGAAACCAUUGAGAAUGGAGUAUUUUUGCCAGUUUCAUAAAGCGAAUGGGAUACUAGAGCGAUGGAAAAAUAAAAAAUUAAAGCAUCUGUUCAAAAUGUCCCAUUUGCAGAAUACUUAUUGACUUAAAUUCUUAAGUGUCCAACAACUUAAAUUAUUUUGUUUAAAAAGAUAUUGAAUGCUGAUUUCAAAUCAAAUUAAAUUAAUAGUAAUGAAAUUAAGAAAAGAAAGACUUUCAUUGAAAGAGUGGACAAUCUAUUAACCUGGCAAGAAGUAAUUGCAAAUUUAUGA